AUGAUACUAUUUAUUUUAAUUACACAUAUUAAUGCUCAAUGCACUCAUCCAAUAUUUUGUUAAGGAAACAUUCUACAUACCAUAUAGACAUAAAAAAUAUUCAAUGAUGGAAAAACCUUUGUAGAUAUGACUAUGAAAAAGACAGAAACUGAGAUUUUAAAUGCUUGGAAAAAUAUUGAUAUUAAAAAUAAAGAAUAAGUGACAACAUUUGUAGCUGAUAAUUUUAAUGAAGCAGGCAGUGAUUUAGAAUCUAUCAUACCAAGUGAUUAUAAAGAAAAACCUGAUUACGUUGAUAAUUUAAAGGUUUAAGAAUUAAAAGAUUGGAGUUUAGAAAUUAAUAAGAUAUGGUUGGAAUUGUGCAAAUAAUUUAAAAAAGAUAUAGAAGAAUCCUCUUCAAUACUAUAUGUUCCAAAUCCAUUCUUUGUACCAGGUGGUAGAUUUAGAGAAUUCUAUUAUUGGGAUACAAUGUGGGUUAUAGAUGGAUUAAUAAUCAGUAAAAUGUUUGAUAGUGCCAUAAAAAUGUAGGAGAACUUCGUAUAUAUUAUAAAUAAACUUGGUUACAUACCUAAUGGUGCUAGAAUAUAUUAUAAAGGAAGGACUUAACCUCCUGUUUUGGCCUAGAUUACUUACAAUAUAUAUUAAGGAUUAAUUAAAGAUGGAUAAUAAGAGAGAGCCAAAUAGUUUAUACUUAAAUCAUUUGAAGCUAUAGAAAAGGAGUUUUAAUAUUUUUAUGAACAUAGAUCAAUAAGAGCAUGUUUGAUAUUUUAAAAUGUUUAUUGUGAUGUGAUGUUGUAUCAUUAUGAUUCUGAUAUUUAUUAUCCAAGGCCAGAGUCAUAUAAUGAAGAUAUUUCAAUUGGACAUGCAAAUAUUCAUAUGUAUCAUGAAAUCACAGCAGGAGCUGAAAGUGGUUGGGACUUUUCUACAAGAUGGUUUGCAGAUUAGAAAACAUUAGAAUCCAUAUAGACAUCAGAUAUUUUAAGUGUUGAUUUGAAUACAUUCAUGAUAAUCAAUAUGAAAAGAUUAGCUUCAUUUUCAAAGAUUUUAGGAUAUUAAGCCAAACAAACUUUUUAUGAAACACUUAGUAAGAAUACAGAGGAAAUAUUAUUAGAUAAAUUCUACAAUAAAGAAACAUAUUAAUGGAAUGAUUACAAUUAUAGACAAAAAAGUUUUAAUAAGAAUUUUUAUGCAUCAAAUUAUUUCCCUUUAAUUUUAAAAUCAAAAUCAGAUAGUAAAUUGAUAGACAAUUUGAAAUAAAUGAUAUAAUAAUAUCCUGGAGGAAUCCCCACUUCUAUAUUCAAUACAGGAUAAUAAUGGGAUCUACCUAAUUCAUGGCCUCCUCUUAAUUAAAUGAUAAUUUAAGGAUUGAUCAAUAAUGAUUAGAUGGAACUUGCCUUAUAAUUAUCAUAGAAUGUUAUCAAUAAUGCUUAUUGUUGUUUUGAAAAAUCUAUAAUUUAAUAUGGGAAGGGAUACAUGUUCGAGAAGUAUGAUGCUACAAGUAUAGGAACUUCAGGAGGAGGUGGAGAAUAUGAAGUAUAAACAGGAUUUGGAUGGACUAACGGUGUAGUUAUUUGGAUAUUAAAUACGUUUGGAUAAAAAUUAGUUUUACCAACAUGUCCAUAAUAGAUAUGA
This is a messenger RNA of Paramecium pentaurelia, 1629 nucleotides long. The record is from the annotation of a GenBank genome assembly. NCBI's taxonomy places the organism in Eukaryota, Ciliophora, Oligohymenophorea, Peniculida, Parameciidae.